Molecule: messenger RNA, 625 nt
Organism: Contarinia nasturtii (swede midge)
Lineage: Eukaryota; Metazoa; Arthropoda; Insecta; Diptera; Cecidomyiidae
Exons: 3
Coding region: 74-625 (183 amino acids)
Source: RefSeq, a predicted model, not a curated record
ACAUCUUGACACGUUUAUUUGCUCAGUUUGAUUUCAAAUUUUCUGUUAUUCGGUGAAUAUAUAAGUAAUUACCAUGUGUUAUUUGUUCUCAUUUAACUUUGAAGUAUUGAAAAUGAAAGCAAAAAUAUUGUUUGCCUGUUUGGUACUUUUGCUGACAUAUAAUGGGGCCCUUGGAUCGCUUGCUGACACAUUAAAUUCAUGGGCUGAACAUAACAAAACUAUUCCCAACAUUUUUAAACCAUCGAAAGGCGGUUUCCUUGGCUAUGGUUGUAAUGGUUUUGCGUACAGAGGUUUUCUAUUGAAUUCAACUACAAAAAUGGAGGUUGCAAUGAAAUUUACACCGCUAAAUCGUAAAGGUGAUGCCGAUUCAGAAUACGAAAUGUACAAAUAUUUGAAUGCGGUUCAAAAUCCAAGUGUAGAGUUGUAUGGAAUACCAAAUGUUUAUUAUUAUGAUACGUGGCAAGAUUACAAGUUGAUGGCAAUUACUUUACUCGAAUCAAACUUUCUGGAAAAAACCAAUGCGACAAAUGAAGUCGAUCUUUUGAUUAUAUUUCAGCAAUUUGUAAUUAGAACUAUUGUAUUCAUUGGUGCAUUCUACAUAGAUUUGAUUGUAUUCUUCAGGUGA